AUGCCCGCCGACAGGAGUCUCAGGAAAACUUACACCAACUCUCCUUUCUUCAGUCUUUCGAGCAUUACCACAAUGGAUUCAGCUGCGUGGAUGCAAGACGCGCGCCAGAAACAGGAGGCGACUAUUCAGCAAGCAAAGGAAACCAUCGCUUGCUGGGAGGAAGAUGUCACGCAAAGGAAGCAACAAAUCGCACACAACGAGGGAAUGCUUGCCAUGCUCAAAGAGAUGGACGGCGAUCCCGAAUCAGAACAGAAGGCAGGUCUGAUGUCGGAGAUUGAAUCUUCGAAGCGCCUGGUAACAUCCGAUGAGAGAGAAAUCGCGAAACGACAGCGGAACCUUGCCAACUAUGAGAAAACACUUGUCACUCUGAAUGCUCGCCUUCUCCAGUCUGAAGCCGGCAUCACGGUAUUGAAAGCCGAAUCGCCCUCCCUUCCGACAUCCGAUCUAACCGUCGCGCCUACCGAGGUAGCUGCUGCCGAUACUUUCAAAGUCCUGUACUACGUCACUUACAACGCCCAAUACAUGCCGACCUCUGCGUAUUGCAACGUUAACGCGUACUUCAGCAGAGACGAGCGCAAGGUGGUACCUGCCACGUUACACGAGCUUGCACUUCAUAUAAGGGAUUACCAUACGGGCGAGACUGCUACCGGAUGUCAAACCGUUGACCUUGGCCCCACCUUUCGAAUGGGCGUCCAUGCCCAUCUCACGGUGCCUGAGAAUGCGGCACGUCUUGCGCAUAUCGAAGCAACCAACGCCCGGCUCGCCUUAGCUGAAGCCCAGCCCACUGCAUCCGGAAACGAUGCCGACCUGGCCGAAGCCAAACCGAACUUGAAACGCAAGCGAUAG
Parastagonospora nodorum SN15 is the source of this 846-nucleotide messenger RNA. RefSeq lists its product as hypothetical. The record is from RefSeq and is a predicted model, not a curated record. Bases 1 to 846 code for a protein of 281 amino acids. NCBI's taxonomy places the organism in Eukaryota, Fungi, Ascomycota, Dothideomycetes, Pleosporales, Phaeosphaeriaceae. The transcript has 2 exons.